Molecule: messenger RNA, 132 nt
Organism: Funneliformis mosseae
Lineage: Eukaryota; Fungi; Glomeromycota; Glomeromycetes; Glomerales; Glomeraceae
Source: the annotation of a GenBank genome assembly
AUGAAUGUGGGAUCAAUGCUACAUUUAGAUAACAUGAAUAAUUUGAAAUUUGAGCUUUAUGAUUUUUAUGUAGAAAUUCACAAUAUUGGAUUUUCACUUACCUUGAAAAUAAUGAAAACUGCAGUAGGUUAA